GAGCGUCCGACCGACACUACCAGCUCCGACUACGAGUUCAGCACGAUCCGCUCCCGGCAGAGGCGCCUCGAAGACGCCACGGCCUCGUCGUUUGAGUAUUAUGACCCGGGCCCGCGCCGGCGACGGUCGAGUCCGGACGAGGGUGCGUCGGCCCCGGAGGCGGCGGCGCGGCUGACGGCGCGCUCCGUGACCCCUCCCUCCCCGGCGCCGGGGUCGGUCCCGGGGCCGGACUGUGAUGAGGCCGACCACUCUGACCUGCUGCACCUACUGCGGCAUACCACAGACAACGUGAUCAGGAGCUCGCGGGAGACGCGCACCCGGCGCACGCCCGUACCGCCCUCCACCAGCAGUGACGCGGCAGCGGCCGAGACCCGGCACCGUCCCCGCAGUCGAACCACCAGAGGAGGCCAGAGACACUGCCGGUCGACCAGCGGAGAGGCCAGUCGCCGUCUGGGGUCCCUGGUCGGAGAGCAUCGUCAGAAGCAUGUCCAACAGCUGCAGCAUGAGAUCACCAAGCUGGGCCGCCUCGAGAGGAUGCUGCUUGGGGGCACCACUGUGGAGCUGGACGACUGUAGCUGGAGCGAGGACGGCUCCGCGGCGGGCGCGAGGGCCGGCCGGCGCCGCGGAGUCGAGGGCCGCAGCUCCCCAUCAGACGACUCGGACGAUCCGCCAGAGCCCAGCUCGGCCUACGCCCGGAUCCGGGAGACUCUGCAGCGGCGCCGCCGCCAGAUCGAGGCGCAGCUGAAUGACAUGGACCGCCGCCACCAGCAGUACAGCCGCCGGCUGGAGCGGUUCUCUGACCUGCCCGAGGAGGCGGGCGCGGCGACGGCCUCUGACUCGGAGAGCGGCCCGGUCAGCCGGCGCGCAGACACCCGCUCCAGCGGCCAGCGGCGAGUGGCCAGUACAGUGACGGAGAGCCGGCGGCGUGCCGUCAGCAGCCAGGAAACCACCACUCAGACCACCACCCAGACCAGCAGUCGAACCAGCAGCCGGCGGCGCAGCGAUCGCGCCAGUCAGUGCGAGCUGAGCCCGACCGGCGGCAGCGUCCAGGUGGUCACCCGGCGGAGUCGCGUGCUGGGCUCGGACGUCAGCACGCAGACGACCUCCGGCGGGCCGACUGACGCCGUUCAGGUGUUCACCCGCCGCACCCGGGUCUCGGCUCCGUCCGACUCGGCCACUCAGACCACCUCGACGGCGCCGCGGCGCACGGUGACGGUCACUCGUCGACAGGUGCCCGGGUCGCCGCGCCGAGCCCACCGUGCCGUCCAGACCAGCCGCUCGCCCGAGAGGACGGUGACGGUGACACGGCGGCGCGCGGCGCCGGAGCAGGAGCAGGAGCGGCGUCCGCGGAGCGCCGCCGUCCAGACGGUCACUCGCCGGAGGAAGGUACCGUCCCGGCGGCCGGAGUCUGCCGCGCCCGAGCCCUGCUCCAGCCGGCGGGAGGUGGUGGUGCGGCGGAGACCCGUGGCCGACGGCGGCUCGGCAGACACGGAGACCAUCUCUACUGCGGCUGAUACCACGGCCGACACCACGCCGACCACGGCGCGCUCGUCGGCCACCUACGGCGAGGGUAUGCGGGACGCUCUGGAGCCGUCAGAGCGAGCCGGCGACCUGGAGCGCGCCGAGCAGCUGCUGGGGACGCCCGACGACGCCAGCGGCGAACAAGCCGUCACAGUCUCGGAGGGCUCCAGCGGUGACAGCGCCAGCAGCGGCGGCGGCGCGGCGCGCUCGCCGGACGCCGACCGCGCCCAGUGCCUGCUCCGCGAGGGUCUGCGGGUGGACGAGCUGGACCGGGCGCUGUGGCGGGCCGACUUCUGCCAGGAGCCGCCCGAGUGUCCGGCGUCGCCGCGCCGCCGCUGGGCCGGCAGCAGCGAGGAGUCGCGCUCCGUCGGCACCCAGACGGGCCUGCUGGCCGCGCGCGCCGCCGGACCGGACACCUUCCGCUGCGAGACGGUGCGACGGGAGGUGCACUCGGAGGACUCGGAGAUCAUCCACCACCCGCCGCGGCCGCCGACCGCGCGCCGCUCGGUGGCCUAUUUUCUGUCUGUGCGCCGCGGCCCGCUGCGUCUGCCGCCGGCCGAGGAGCCGGGCUGCCGGCGGGUGCUGCCGGCCGUGCGGCUCAGCCAGGAGCUGCUCCGCCAACAGGGCCUGGCCGGCAGCGGGACCGACUCGGCCACCGGCACAGAGUGUGUCCGAGAGGAGGACGCCAUGUGCUCGGAGGACGGCCGGCGCGUGUCGGUCACCCAGCGGCGGCCGGCCGGCCCCGUCAGCGCCGCCGAGUGUCUCACCCUGCAGGAGGCGCUGUGUCGCCGGCGUCCCGACUACAUCAGAAACGCCUCCGUGCGGCGCCAGUACCUGCAGCGCCUGGCUGAGCUGCGCCGGUGCAACCUGGAGCGGGCGGCGCGUGCGGCACAGACACUGCCCCAGGUGCCCACAGACGCCGACUGGUGCCACUUCGCCGACGCCCUCCGACCAGAGAGCGUACGUCGUGCGUUCGACUACCGGGACAUGCGGCAGCACACGGAGCGCCUGUGGCGCCGGCUGCCAGAGAUCCGCGACUGUGUGGCCAAGAGGAAGAAACACGCGCAGUUCCGCACCAACCGACUCAUGUGGCAGGUCUACAGACAGAAACUGCAGGAGCGCUGUCUGCGCGGCGACGUUCACCUGACGCACCGAGACGCCGUGCUGAGCGGCGUGUGACGUCAUCCGCACGCGCACCGAGACAGACGUCAUCGGUCACCGCUCCAUCGAUAGUCGAUGCUCGCUCCCAGAGUGACGUCACACCUCUCACGGGUCACGCUGCGAGUGCCGCCCGUUCCCAGCCGAUGCUAUUAGCGGCUGCCUGCCGCGUGCAAACACUAAUCACUGUGCGGCAUAUGUUUUCUACAAACAGCACCCACUGCCAACCACUCUCAUACCACUGGAAGUCAUUCCAUAAACCAGUGGAGCUCCGAUUCAAGUACAACUUCGAUUCCACUUCAUAGUUUGCAUGUGUGUAAAAAUGUAUCGCGAAUGUGUUUUCUGCAUGAACGAAACUUCGACCAGCUUGUUAGCCACGAUAUCGCGUUUGGCGAGUGUGCGGGGGCGUUAUGGGCUGGAUGGGACGAUCCGACCCCCGAGUCGGGGACGGGGAGGGGGCUGUCAUCCUGACCUGGUGCUGAUUCACGGCCAGGGGUCGAUGAAAUUCAUAGUGGCUGGCCGUCCGGCCGGCCAUAACGCGGGCUGUAAACUGGCGGCAGCCCUGGCCGACCCGGCGACCUCAGCCCUGCAGGGGCGUCCGGGGUCGGCGGCUGGACCACCGUCAGCCACCGGGCGGGGCAGGGCGGCCAGCCACACGCCGAGCGGAGUCCGGGCGGCGGCUGGACCACCGUCAGCCCCCGGGCGGGGCAGGGCGGCCAGCCACACGCCGAGCGGAGACCGGCCGGGCAGACGGGCUCACUGCGUGAGCUUGGUCCACACCGGCUCCUCACAGACCUUUUGUGGUGAGAUUCUUAGUCUCGUGUUGCGCGUGCUCAUGUUGAUUCAUUUUAAGUGUUCUCAUUUAGCGUUGACUGAAUACACGUCUUUUUACCGACUGCCGA
This is a messenger RNA of Amphibalanus amphitrite, 3581 nucleotides long. Its product is annotated as serine/arginine repetitive matrix protein 2-like. The annotation marks the transcript as partial. NCBI's taxonomy places the organism in Eukaryota, Metazoa, Arthropoda, Thecostraca, Balanomorpha, Balanidae. The record is from RefSeq and is a predicted model, not a curated record. The transcript is spliced from 10 exons.